UAGUACUUCUAAAUAAGAAGAAUUGACGAUUGUUUUUUAGUGUCUCAGUUUUAUUUUCUUAAAUUCUCAGUUGUAAUGUGAAUAGUGCCUUAUUAUUGCAAAUUAUUAAAGGUCCUAUCAUAUCGUGGUUGGGUUUUUUAGUUGUUCCAGAUUUAACCCAAAAUGGCAGCAAAGCCCGUAACCAAGAAACUGAUCAACUCAGUAGAGAGCUGUGUGGACGACAAUCUCCGGGGACUAGUGGCCAUGUACCCUAAGCUGAGGCUGCAUCCUAAGCAUCGAGUUGUUACCAUCAGGAACGAUAGGGACACCGGAAGAGUAGCUGUGAUCAGCGGCGGAGGUUCAGGACAUGAACCAUUUGCUUCAGGUUUUAUCGGCUCCGGCAUGUUGGACGGAGCAAUUGCUGGUGGAAUAUUCGCGUCGCCGCCAACCGGCCACGUCCUGUAUGCGAUCACACAUCUCCACAAAUACAAUUCUGGAGGCUCCAUCGUCAUACUAGGAAACUAUACGGGAGACAGACUGAACUUCGGCAAGGCUAUUGAGAAAGCUAAGAUUGCGGGCGUUAAGGUUAGAGAGGUGAUAGUAGCAGAAGAUAUCGCGUCCAGUCAUAACAAAACAGGUGGAAGGGGCUUAUGUGCAGAAGUAUACUUGUUCAAGCUAUGCGGGGCGAUGUCAGCGAAGGGCUACGAUUUGGAUUCCAUUCACAAGAUGGCGCUGGACGUCUGCAAACACAUGGCUACUUUGGGGGUUUGCUUGAGUCCGUGUUCCUUGCCUGGCCAGCCACCGCUUUUCGAAAUCGCGCAAGGAGAGAUGGAAUUGGGUGCUGGAGUGCACGGAGAAGCAGGCAUUGCUAAAGUCACGAUGGGGACCGCCAAGGAAGUCACUGCAUUAAUUUUAGAGAAGAUAGUAGAUCACUUGAAGCUGGUGGCAGGCGACAGGGUGACCGUGAUGCUGAACAACCUUGGAGGGACGUCCAUAUUGGAAGUUAAUAUCAUGUGCUCGGAGAUCAAGGACUAUUUCAGUAGCAAGAAAAUAAAAUCAGAGCGCAUAUUCGCGGGUCACAUGAAGACUUCACUAGAGAUGCACGGCUUACACGUCAGUGUCAUCAAACUGAGCAGAGAGAAUGGUGACUUCUGGCUGGAACUGCUUGAUGGUUCCACUGACGCUCCUGGAUGGACUGGAACUAGGCUGUCUGUUUGGGAAGACGGGCAAGUUGGAGAUGAUGAUGAUGUGCUAGACAACUAUACAAGAAAGGCUUCAGCGGGCCCAUCGCUGUCGCAAUCACAACAGGAGCUAUUCCGAGGGUGUCUCCAAGGUGCAGGACAGGCGCUGGUCAAGAGUGAGUCGCUGCUCAAUAAGCUGGAUUCCGGGUGUGGUGAUGGAGACUGUGGCACCACUAUCAAGCAGUUUGCUCAAGCAAUCCUAGACUACAUCAAGCAGGGCUCAGUGGAACACCCGUCCAACGUGCUGUGGGUGUUGUCGGAGAUCGCUGAGAAGGACAUGGGAGGGACUUCAGGAGGCAUCUACAGUUUGGGCCUAGCCGCUGCUUCACAAUCUUUUGCUUCGUCAAGAACAGUAAACAUUACAGCGUGGCUCGCAGCUUGGGAGAGCGGCAUGCAAGCCAUCACCAAGUACGGAGGGGCGGAGCCAGGAGACAGAACCAUGCUGGACACUCUGCAUACAGCGUCCGUGGCGUUCAAACAGAACCUGUCCAGUGAUCUGAAGACCCUGCUCCGUAAGACCGGGGAUGCAGCCGAAGUUGGGGCUAAAGCUACGGCGUCCAUGACCGCCAGGGCGGGUCGCGCGUCGUACGUGGCGAGCGGGUACACGCGCGAUGACGACGCGGGCGCACGCGCCGUCGCUAUAUGGCUGCAAGCGAUUGUCGACUUUAUGCUCAGUAAAAUAUAGUUCAAUUUCA
This is a messenger RNA of Plodia interpunctella (Indianmeal moth), 1915 nucleotides long. Its product is annotated as triokinase/FMN cyclase-like. Bases 163 to 1905 code for a protein of 580 amino acids. Lineage: Eukaryota; Metazoa; Arthropoda; Insecta; Lepidoptera; Pyralidae. Gene Ontology annotation, cellular component: cytosol. The record is from RefSeq and is a predicted model, not a curated record. Gene Ontology annotation, biological process: glycerol catabolic process. Gene Ontology annotation, molecular function: glycerone kinase activity. The transcript is spliced from 14 exons.